Lycium barbarum (goji berry) is the source of this 1071-nucleotide messenger RNA. Its product is annotated as kirola-like. The record is from RefSeq and is a predicted model, not a curated record. The transcript is spliced from 2 exons. Gene Ontology annotation, biological process: defense response. NCBI's taxonomy places the organism in Eukaryota, Viridiplantae, Streptophyta, Magnoliopsida, Solanales, Solanaceae. Bases 382 to 822 code for a protein of 146 amino acids.
AGGACGUAGAGAUUUGAAGAAGAAAUAGUGAAUAAGGAAAGAACAAAGAAGAAAGAAAAAAGAAAAAAAGGAAAAAUAACAAAUAAGAAAUAAUUUUUUUAAAAUGCCACGUGAAUACUCUUUUGGGCUUAUUUUCUUAGUCCCACAAAUUAUAAAAAGUGUGAUGUCACACUCCAUGCCACAUAACGAUGCAGUGGAGUUUUAUAAAACCUCAUACUUUAAAUAUUAAAUUGACAAAAUGUGGAUGGUUGAGGGGAUUUUGAGGUAUUUAUUUAUACUAGCUUUCAGACAGCCACUUGAAAUACAUAUAAAUAUUACAUCUUUUAACCAUUUUAUCACCACUUUCUUUUCAAUACUUUUUGCCAUACCCAAGAAGAAAAUAUGGGUGUGAAAGGCAAGUUGAUUGCUUCAUUAGAGGUGAAAUGUGGAGGACACUUGGUUCAUGAUAUUUUGCACACCAAUACUCAUCAUAUACCCAACAUAAGCCCGGGUAAGAUCAGCCAUUUUGAGAUUUGUGAAGGGGAAAUCACAAAGGUUGGUUCAAUACUAAACUGGAAAUAUAAUGACGAUGGAAAAGAUAAAAUUCUUAAAGAAGUAGUUGAAAUCGUCGAUCUUCAGAAGAAAUCAUUCACUUUCAAAGUGAUUGAAGGAGAUCUACUAGAGUUGUUCAAUUCUUUUACUAUUAUCACAUCAGUUGAAGACCAGUGGGCUACAUGUACAUUGGUGUACGAGAAAAAAACUGAAGACAUACCAGAGCCUAUCAUUCUCUUGGGUUUAAACCUUCAUGUGAUCAAAGAUAUAGAAGGUUACCUUCUCAAGUAAUAGAAGAUCUCUGGUAUCCGAUUGUUCGCAGCAUUACAUGUGUGUGCGCCCGCGCGCAUGUAUUUAUACACACACAUAUAUCUAUGUGCCUGUAUGUGUGAGUUUGUGUUACAUAAUAUAUACUGUAUGUAGUAAUAUCGGUUAGUUUUAGCUAGCUUGUGAACUAAAUAAUGUUGUGUUAAGAAUAAAGUAUAUGACAUUCUGCACCCUUCUAUGGAUGUAGUCUCAAUGGCCAGUAUAUGUAAGAUA